UGGGCCUUGAUAGGGCCGUCAUGAAUAUGCAAACAGUGCGAGGAUCGCCGGAGCCUCUGUCGGGCCCCGGAUCGCCGAGCCUGGGGCUGGCCUUUAUGCUGAGUUCUGAGUCCCAGCCUGAUGCGAUGGAUUCUAAACCUCAGUCGCUGUGUUCUUCAUUUUCCAUUACUGCUGCCAAUGGCCGUAAAGAAUCCAAAGCACCUUCCAGCAGCCCUGAGAUAGGGGAUGCUCGUCCAAAGCCACCCGUGAAACCCAAGCCCUGUGUUCUUCCUAAGCCAGCUGUGCCAGUGAAACCUAGGCCUGGACUGCGUCAGUCUCUUUCCGAGGUGCCUUCUGCAGAAAAGAUCAAUUUGUUGGCUGGGCCUAAGCCUUAUAGCAGUGGAGCUGGCAGUACUGUAAAGCGUCUUUCCUUUAACCUGAAAUGCUCUCCAAGAGAAAUUACCAAUGGGAAAGAAGUUUCAUCUUCUUUCUCCACUGCAGGCAAGUUAUCUGAAGAUAAUGAAGAUGCUGAGCCCACAAAAAAAUCCAGUGCUAUCGAAGGAGCUUCCGGGGAGGAAUGUAGAGAAUCCUCUAGUAUACACAAAUGCACGCUCCCCUUUAAAGUGAAACCGGUGCCAGUAGCAACCAAGCCGGAGCGUUUUCCUGGGACUACAGUGGAGGAAAUCUUGGCCAAAAUAGAAAAACCCAGCAACGAGGCUCCAAUCAGCUCUGACAGGCCUCGGCUAGUACGCUCUUUCUUCAGCCAGGAUGGUGGUUCAGCUGUUCACCUGGGGCCUAAGGGUUAUGUGGCUUUCCGGAGGAGUUCCAGUGGAGAAGAAGGAGUAGGAACAGAUCCAGAAGGUCCUGCUUAUCGAGUCUCCUAUGAAGUUAAGGAGAGGAGAUUGUCAAGGAACACGGAAUUAAAGGAAGAAAGUAGGAGCUCAAAUGGGCAGCAUGUGCCUGAAUCUCAACAGCCCGAGGCAGAGGUCAAAAGAAAUGUGGUUUUCCUUCCUACAGACAGCAGCUCCAGCCAGACUAGCAUGAGCUGUGAAGGAGACCAACUUGGACCCAGCAGUCCACUGUCUUCUCCUGGUACCAAACUCUCUUCCAGAGUCACACCUGGAUCUCCUGAUGCCCCUUCUGAAACAACCCAACCCCCUGGUGCCCCAUACUUUCCAACAGAUGUCCCAUGUAGUGAAGCUCUGCUUUCACCAGGCUCCCCUGAGGGAUCUGCUAAACCCUCCAGAAGUCCUCUGGAAGUCUCUGUCAGUCAUGUUCAGACUGCAGAUUCCCCUGUGACCAUUGCAGAUCCCUGGCCUCCAGGAUCCCCCAUUAAGACUUCUCCAGGACAGUCCUUGCUCUCAGGUUUGGCAAGUGUUUCUGCAAGAUACCCUGAGGUCCCUCUUCUUCCUGAACAUCAUGCCAGUUUGAUCCAUCCGCCUGUUGAAUAUAAUCUGGAGUCUCACCAAUGUCUUAUGGGAGUCUCAGAGUCCCCCGGCUCCCCUAGCAUUCUUCCAAAGUGCCAUGUUAGUUCUGAUCAGCCUCCAGGUUCCCCUUCAUGCAUACCAGAUACCCUACUUGGUAGGGACAAAGAUUAUCUCGAAAAUCAAGCACAGAUGCCUCCUUUUGAGGACAAGGCCCCCCAACUAGUUCAGCGGCGUGCUUCAGAGGGAGUAGUGCAACCACGGGGUAAAAAAAUGGUCAGGGAAGAACUAGGAGGUUCCUUAGCUGCACUGCCAAGAGAAAAGGGCCUAUCUGUAGAGCAGACUUUAGGAGGGGAGUCUAGUUGGAGUCUGUCACAGUCAUUUGAAUGGUCAUUCCCUAAUCAGGGUCUUGAGUUUGGUGGGAAGAGACUAGUAUCUCCUCCCAACUCUCCCAUUAAGGAACACGAUGAUGACAACCUUUUGGAAGCAGAAUUGGGUGGAGAGAUCCCUCCCCUUCAGGGAUUAGAUCAAGAGACAGGUCCAGAGGGACAAAUCAGGAGAGGGGAGGAGACUGAGACUAGUGGGUACAGUGCCAGCAACUGCGAGGAAGCUAAAAGGAACUGGAAGAAGAUUGAGGGGCAGCUAGAAUCCCAAUGUACCCUUGAGUUGUCAGCACCUGGUGGUCCCUCUGUUCAGAGAAAGAAUGAUAGCCCCAAUCUAAAAGGCCCUGUGGUGGCAGAAGAGGUUACUUUUCAAGAGGAUCAUGAUGCUUUCCUCCAUUUUUCCCCAACCCAUGAGGAAGGGGCUCUACGAGCAAUGGAGCCAUUGCCAAGUGUAGAGCAGACUGCUCCUCCUGCAGAGCCUUGCAUCUUGUUCUCAGAAGGUGCCCAGGUGCAGACGGCUGCUUCUUGUCAGGAAGACUCUGAUGCCCUGUGUGUGGCACAGGAAGCCAAGAUGGGGAACUCUGACCUGCUGCAUGGAGUUGAACCUGAUCCUAGUUCACGUUGGCUGGAUGAGCUUCUGGCAUCUCCUCCACCCAGUGCUGAUGAUACAAAGAGAAGGAGCUCACCCAAGGUGGAAGACCCCACAGGACCACAGGAUCUUCUUGGAUGGUCACGGAAGGACCUUCAUAGUGAGUUUGGCAUCGUAGGUGCUGAUCGUUCUGAUACCUUUGGCUUGGGUUGGACUGCUGAUGAGACCCAAGUAAAAUGGCCUGGAGAAGCAGAACAGGAUCGAGAGUUUGGCACUGGCUCGCGGGACUGGUCAAACUCAUAUACUGUUGGUAAUGCCAAAAGUCAGGAUAUGGAAUUUGGUUCCAGCCAGCAGGAAUGGGCUAGAGGAUCACCAUUAUUGGGCAGUUCCAGUCCAGGGCAAGAAGAAUGGCUCACUUCCUAUGGCAGCCAUUGUGCUGAUCAUCCCACUGAGGAGUCAGAUUGGAGCAGCACAUACAGCAUCAGUACUACUGAGGGUCAGGACACAGAACCCUAUAUGAGGAGGCCAGGCUGGCCUACACUCUGCAGUGCUGGCAGUGAUCAACAAAGUAGUGAGUUUGCAGUUGAGAAGGCAGGUUGGAGCAGCCACUAUCAUGCUGGUGCUGCUGAAACAACUGACUGGCCGAGCAAAUGCCAUGUGGAAAAUGUCAGUUGUCCAGAAUCAGAUGUCAGCCCUGAAUCAUCAAAGGUGCCUAGCAAAUGCACUAUUGAGAGCCACCAGGAAGCAGAGUUCAGUGUCAAACAUUCAGAUGACAGCUCCCCAGUUUCUGUGUUCAGUGCCAGCAAUUUAGGCUGGCCUAGUGAAUCUGAUUCUGGCAGUGGUACUAGUCAACCACAAAGAGAGUUCUGUGCCCAUCAAGUGGAACAAUCUAGUGAACCUCAGAAUCAUCCAGAACCGCAGAUUAGUUCCCAGCAGGAACCAGGACCAGAUACAUAUGGCUUUGAGGAUGGCAGCUGUCCAGAGUUUAAACUGAAUGUCAGACAGUCUGACUGGGCUAACAGAUGUGAUACAGAAAUUGCCCCAAACCAAGGUGAUGAGUUCAGUGCUGGUAAACCUGAUGGAGCCAAAGAAUAUGACGGCCAGACAGGCUGUGGAAUUGGAAUAGGUAGUGGAAUCAAAGGCAGUAACUCUCAAAGGGAGGCUGAUAAUCAGGAGUUCUGUGCCCAAAGGUCAGUCUGGUUUGAUGACUAUAACUUGAGGGAAUUUGAACCAGGAGAGAGCACUCCUCCUGGUGCAGGAGAUUGGGUCAAAGACCCUGAUUUCUCAGGAAGCGAGGAGAUCAAUGCUACAGGACAUGAUUUAACUGCUGAAUUUGGCUCAUUAGAUUUAUCUGAUCAAAAAGUUGCAGUCAGUUUGGAGGAAUCAACUGACAGCCUAGCACAUCAAGCUGGGAACUUAACAAAUUUGGCCAUGGACGAACCCGGAGGAAUUGGAGAAGGGGAACCUGAAUGGACUGAAGAUCUUGGCCUUGGAAGUUUGGCUAUUUCCAGUGACUUAAAAGUUGAGAGCUUAGAAGCUUAUAAAAAACCUGUGGAGAAGCAGCUUGACUGGGUUCUUCCUAUUGGCAUGGAAACUUCAUCUGCCUCAUCAAAUACAAGAUCUGUGAAUGCAGAGGGAGGCAGAGAACAUGAUGAUGGACAAGCAGAUUUAUUCAAUGAUGUGGAUGUAUCUGGCACUGAAAACGCAGAUGUUUCUGAUUUGAGACCCAAGGCUUUGGACGGGACUGAAGUGGCACAUGGGGACCAGAGCCAUCACUUUGGGGCUACUGGUUUAGAUGAUGAUGUGAUGCAGCAUCAAGGAGCAAUACCAGAAUCUGGAGAGAGCAGAAAAUGCCGUACUCAGCGCCUGUCCAGUCCCAGCUGCCUGCUGGAAGGAAUGGUUUCCAGUAGUGCCAACAGACCAGAAGUCCAGCAGAAGAGGCCUGCCUCCUUCCAUAGCUGCCAUUCAGAAGAGGAGAGGAGGCUGAGUGACUUGCCCAGUGAGCUGGUGCCAGCAGCUGAAAAGAUCAGGCCAUCUCCAUUCCCAUUGGAGGAUGUAGGAGAGGUUUUGUCUGAUAUUGAUGGUGAGGACAGCCAGUUGAAUAGUGGAAAUGGGAGUCAGCUGCCUGUAAAGCAAAACAGAAGUCAAGCCACGCAACCUAUUUCCCAGGAUGAUUAUACUUCAGAGGGGGCUGGAGCAUUGACAAAAGAACAUUUCAUCUUCUUGGAGGAUACAGAAAUUCUCGAUAAUACUGCACACCGUGACCGUGCAAAUUUGGGUCGCAAGCGGGGUCAUCGGGCCCCAAUCACCCGAGCAGGAGGUACUCUGUUAGAGAAUGACAGGAACAGUUGGAUGUUCAGAGAUUCUACAGAGCCCCAGUUAGUUUCUACGGCCUCUGAUGAAGAAGCGCACGAGGAGUCAAAGAGCAAAAAGUCACGAAGCUCUCCAUUGUCCAAGGGGGUAAAAGUACCCCUCUUCCCAGGCCUCAGUCCUUCAGCUUUGAAGGCUAAAUUGCGAGGGAGAAACCGCUCUGCUGAAGAAGGGGAUCCACAAAGUGAAGUAAAGGAGGCUGCUGUACACCGUUCUAAAUCAUGCAAGAUUGGCAGUGCCAGUGGGAAGCCUCUGGUGCUGCCACCUAAGCCAGAGAAAUCCUCAGGGUCAGAAACCUCCUCACCCAACUGGCUGCAGGUUCUGAAGCUGAAAAAGAAGAAAAGUUGAAAUCCAACCAACCUUCAGAUAUGCUCUCCUACUUCUGGGGCCUUAGCAGAUGUUCCGAUCAGCUUUUUAUGGGUUAGAGACACAGUCCCCAUCUAACAACUUGGAGGGAUUUGGGGGAGGGAAGGGAUUUGUGGGGAGAGGGAAGAUGAAGCACAUUUAUGCACUUUGUAUCACAUUCACUCACUCAUGCAUAUGGCGGUCAAUUCUCUCUGCCAUUAUAUUUCCCGUUUCCUCUUUCCUCCCCCUUCUUGUGCGCCAUACAAUUUUAUGAAUUUUUUUUUGUAAUCAAAAAUGCUUGGCACUAGCCCCUUUUCUUUCACACUAAGAUAGGGAGGCAAGACAAGGAAGUGAGGCUUUCGCUCUCUCUGCUGCCAUAUAAUGCAUUUCAGACAAAGAGGAAUGGAUUUUUUCCCCUUCAGUCACUUGAAACAAAUAAAGGUUUUAUGGCUACGAAGGCCCUGCUG
Molecule: messenger RNA, 5557 nt
Organism: Python bivittatus (Burmese python)
Lineage: Eukaryota; Metazoa; Chordata; Lepidosauria; Squamata; Pythonidae
Gene: CNOT12
Product: CCR4-NOT transcription complex subunit 12
Biological process (GO): double-strand break repair; cellular response to ionizing radiation
Cellular component (GO): heterochromatin; nucleus
Source: RefSeq, a predicted model, not a curated record